UUUUCCAUUUAAUAUUUUGUAUAUUUGCAUGUGGGUUUCUUGUUCCUCCAGUUAAGAUCCUGCUGAUGCCUGAGAGGCACAUGAUUACUGUGGCCUUCACAUUGCCCUCACAAUCCUGGAUCUGAAAAAACCCUUCAGCCUCAGAGCUGAGGGUCCCAUCAGACAACAUACAAAUCACUCGCGAUGGUGACACAAAACAUACUCGAAAGUGUCCUUCACAGGAGAAAUCGUGGACAAGAAAAUCUGACCUUUCUGAGAAUAAAAGAAUACACGCAUACCGUAGAGGGUGGAUGAUGACCUGACGCUGAUGGACAUUGGCGUGCAGCCUCAUUGAAUGGUCCAAUUUGAGAUGAGCUCGCUAGACCCAGAGACCAAUCAAACCACAGCAGGAGUACAACAUGCCCCAUGUCAUCACUGUCAGGCUACAAACAAGGUUACAGCUGACUAGCGUAUCAUGAGGAUAGACAAGCCUUUGUGACAAGUCUCUUGCUUGAAGACACAGACUCGUAUCAGGACGUGGUGGUGGAGAUCGACAGAGCGACUCCAGGGAAGGAGUCUCUGGGAGGAUACCAUCAUAAUGUGACCAAGGCGGAGCAUCAUCAUGCUGCUGUCCAGACGAUGCCUAAGAAGAGACCUGACGAGGAUGUUGAGAUGUUCAGCAGGGAUACACAGGUGUGCACGCGCACACAGGCCCUAGUUUGCGCUCUUCAAACUACUGGUAUUUGUGCCAUUAUUUAACGCUCAAAAAACAUGUCUUAAACUAUUUUACUCGAGAGCGUGUGGUAAAAGCGAGAGGAUUUUGUCCUCGCAUAUUAAUUUAUUUGGAAUGGCAGAAUAACACAUCAUCAGCCCAGAGACUUACAUCACUGCAGGAGAAUAUCACGGCAAGAGACUGAGAGCUGUUCGUGUGUCUGCAGGGUUGAGAGGAAAUUAUGUUCAUUCUGGGCUUUCUCCGUUCAUGACAAAUGCUUGUAUGUGUGUUUAUUUUCCUCAGGUCAUUACACUCCAGUCAUAUGUCAGGCGCUGGCUAGCCAAGUGUUUCACAGACCGCUUGAGAAGGCUAAAAAGAAAGCAUCUGGCAUGGCUAGAAAAGGAAAAGGGAAGGAAGAAAGAGGAGAAAGAGCAGCAGAUCAGAGAUGAAUAUCACCGCAGGAUGAAGGCAGACUUUGAUCUGCUUUAUAAUGGCUUGAGAAAAUGGAUAGAGGAAGUGGAACACAUCAAUGUCACUUUAUCUGGUGUGGAGAGAAAGGCAGCGCUGUGCGCUCUACUGGAGCAAGAGUCCCAGUUCAUCUCCUCCAUAGAACAGCAUAGAAUGUCUGCAGGCAUGAGGAACCAGGAUAAGGCCAUACAAGCCUUCCUCCACAAGCCAAUAGACUGGGGUUCAGGUCUGGUGAGUUUGCUGGCCAGUCAAGCACACCAACACCAUGGUCAUUUAACCAACUUUUGGUGCUUUUGGCAGUGUGGGCAGGUGCCAAAUCCUGCUGGAAAAUGAAAUCAGCAUCUUCAAAAAGCUAAUCAGCAGAAGGAAGCAUGAAGUGCUCCAAGAUUUCUUGGUAAAUGGGUGCAAUGGACCAACACCAGCAGAUAUAAUUGCAUCCCAAAUCAUCACAGACUGUGGAAACUUAACACUGGACUUGAAUUGGACUCUAAUUAGCUGUUUUUGACUACAACACUGAGCUUAACUUCACCCUAUACAUCAAAAUGUGAGUGUGAUGUGAGCUGUUAGGUCUGUAAACAACUUCCAGUUGUAAAGACACUUCAAAACAACAAGUUCUGGUUGGUCAUCUCACUCUUUGAAACCAACUCCAUUAUUUA
This is a messenger RNA of Carassius gibelio (silver crucian carp), 1815 nucleotides long. It is a transcript of the gene iqub, whose product is annotated as IQ motif and ubiquitin domain containing. NCBI's taxonomy places the organism in Eukaryota, Metazoa, Chordata, Actinopteri, Cypriniformes, Cyprinidae. Gene Ontology annotation, biological process: cilium assembly. The record is from RefSeq and is a predicted model, not a curated record. Gene Ontology annotation, cellular component: acrosomal vesicle; motile cilium.